Heterostelium album PN500 is the source of this 669-nucleotide messenger RNA. RefSeq names its product villin headpiece domain-containing protein. The transcript is spliced from 2 exons. Gene Ontology annotation, biological process: cytoskeleton organization. The record is from RefSeq and is a predicted model, not a curated record. Lineage: Eukaryota; Evosea; Eumycetozoa; Acytosteliales; Acytosteliaceae. Gene Ontology annotation, molecular function: actin binding. The coding region runs from base 1 to 669 and encodes 222 amino acids.
AUGGAUGCUCAAACUGAAAUAGCAAACAUCAAGCAAGAAAUGGCAACAAUUUUAAAUUUAGCAAAUUUGACAAAGGAAACCAUUGCAAUCAAGAAGGAGUUGGAUGAGAUUAGAAAAGAAGCACAAAAGAUUAGUGAACAAUUGGCACAAAAGAAAGCUGCACCAACACCUACAGCCACUCCAGCCGCAGUUGCACCAAAGCCAACUCCAGCUCCAGUUGUUUCAACAGCUACACCAGCAUCAAAACCAACACCAGCUCCAGUCGCUGCUGCACCAAAACCAAUUCCAACUCCAGUUGCUGCUGCACCAAAGCCAACACCAGCUCCAGUCGCUGCUGCACCAAAACCAACUCCAGCACCAGUUGCUGCAACUCCAGCACCAAAACCAGUAACAGCUGCAGCUGUUGCUUCACCAUCAAAGCCAGUUGCCUCUGCAACACCAGUACCAAAGCCAGGUGCCGUUCUUCAAGGACCAAACCCACAGAUCAAGGUAGUCGUCGAUGCAGUUAAAGAGAGAGCAAAGAAAGACAAGACUUUGGACCCAGCCAAACUCGAACAAUAUUUAGAUGAAGCAGAUUUCUUGGUUGUUCUCUCACAAUCCAAAGCUGAAUUUAACAAACUACCAAAAUGGAAACAAGAUUCCAAGAAGAAAGAAGUUGGAUUAUAUUAA